Arachis stenosperma is the source of this 1114-nucleotide messenger RNA. Its product is annotated as probable 2-oxoglutarate-dependent dioxygenase AOP1. The transcript has 3 exons. The coding region runs from base 70 to 1023 and encodes 317 amino acids. The record is from RefSeq and is a predicted model, not a curated record. Lineage: Eukaryota; Viridiplantae; Streptophyta; Magnoliopsida; Fabales; Fabaceae. Gene Ontology annotation, molecular function: dioxygenase activity.
UAUAGAGGGACUUUUAUUAACUCCAUUUUCUCUACCAAUAUUUUCUUCAUGCUUUCCUGAAAAUAAAUCAUGAAUUAUGAAGAACAUUCAUCUAAUUCCCAAGUUCCUAUUAUCAAUUUCAGUGAUGAAAAUUUGAAACCUCGCACUGAAAAUUGGGAUUCAGCUUGCCAAGUAAUAAAGGAAGCCCUAGAGGACCAUGGUUGUUUCUAUGCACUAUCUUAUAAAGUUCCUAUGGAACUUAACAACAAAGUUUUUGGUUUAAUGGAAGAACUAUUUGAUCUUCCAUUGGAAACAAAGAUGCAAAAGAUUAGUGACAAGCCUUACCAUGGUUAUUAUGGGCCACAUCCUAGUGUUCCUUUAUAUGAAUCAUUAGGGAUCCCUGACCCUUUAACUAUGGAAAAUGUUCAACACUUCACUAAGGUUAUGUGGCCACAAGGAUAUCAUCAUUUCAGCGAGACUCUUAAUGUAUAUGCAAAUUUGGUGGUAGAAUUGGACCAUAUUGCUAAAAGAAUGGUGUGUGAUGGGUAUGGUCUAGAAGAAAGGCACUAUCAUGACCUAAUUGAAUCAACAAGUUAUUUGCUUCGGAGCUUUAGAUAUGCACUUCCAAAGAAGGAUGAGAGUAAUUUGGGAUUGAUGCCUCACAAGGACACUUCUUUCUUCACCAUAUUGCACCAAAAUAAUGUAACUGGAUUGCAGGUUAAAUUGAAAAAUGGAGAGUGGUUUGAUAUUGAUCCUUCACCCUUCAUGUUUCUCAUUCUUGCUGGGGAAUCAUUUCAGGUUUGGAGUAACGAUAGGAUUCAAGCUUGUGAACACCGAAUUAUCAUAAAUGAAAAGAAACAUAGGUUCUCUAUGGGGCUAUUUUCACUUGGCACCACUAUUCAACCACACCAGGAGCUAGUUGAUGAUGAAGAACAUCCAAGACAUUAUAAGCCAUUUAAUUAUUAUGAUUAUCUUAAUUUCGUUGGAACAAAAGAGGCCUUGGAAUCUAAGUGUAGAAUCAAAACAUUCUGUGGCAUUGACUAGCUAGUAUGUUAAUAAAAGCACUCAAAGUUGUAUUUGGAUUAUGUUUUUGAGAUAAAUAGAUGAGGAUAGAUAUUUUUUGUGCAUACUUACA